AUGGUAUUUUACAUCUCCUCAAAGGGUAACCAAAUAAAUGACUACGUUAUAACUAGAUCGGUAAGUUCCAAGAGAGAUUACAUCGACGGGGUCAGAAAGGAAGACCCGAAUUGUAGAAGAGGCGACGGCACCGGAGUUGAAGUCGUAAGCGGGUUCGAAGCGGGAAGCGGGUUAGAAGUGGGAAGCGGGUUCGAAGUCAGAAACGGGUUCGAAGUCAGAAGCGGAGUCGAAGUCAGAAGCGGAGUCGAAGUCAGAAACGGCUUAGAAGCCAGAAACGGAUUAGAAGCCAGAAACGGAUUAGAAGCCAGAAACGGAGUAGAACUUGGCAACAGAGUCGAAGUCGGAAGCGAAGCCGAAGUCGGAAACGGUCUCGAAGUAGGAAGCGGAGUCCACCUUGGCCGCCGAGCCGACGAGGGAACCCCCCACAGAGACAUCGAGCGCAACUUCUUGAAUCUUAAAAAUGGUAUACAGGACUCUGUGGACUUUGGCCUGUUCAUAAAACUAAAAGACAUUAACAGCUUGUCAAACGACAAUAUCCACGAAAUUAAUGAGCUGUUGAAGAAGGAGAAACAGAAGGACCGAGAGAAAGAGAGAGAGAGGCGACCCAGUGCUGACUCUAAGGAUUCGAAUUACAAGAGAAAGCAGGAGUACCAGGAGGUAGAUAGCGAGAAGGAAGAGGUAGGACAGGAACUACACGAGACAAAACCGUUUGCUGCAUCACAGGAGUUCCUUCUGCAAUAUCGUCACCACUUGCAACAACAGCAACAGAAGCAGAAGCAGAAGAGACAGAUACGGCAGCAACGACAGCAGAGGCAACAGGCGGCAGAGGACGACCAGGAGGAAUCCAUUUACGUCAGGAAGUAUAACAAGAGGAGGGAGAAGAAAAUCGAACCCUACGCGGAGGGGAGUAACGCUCUAUGUGAUAAUAGUGCCCUACGGGAGAGCAGCGGCAGAAUUGUGUUUGAGGGUAGCAUCCAAGUUGAGGGUAGCAACCAACUUGAGACCGCCAACUCACGUGAGACCGCCAACCCGCGUGAGACUGCCAACCCGCGUGAGAACAUCGGGCUGAGGGACAGCUCCUGCAUGCGAAACAUCGACUACAGCCUGUGGAACCGAAUAGGAGAGCGCAGCCGAGAUCAGGCGCCGAUACACAGAGGAGUCACAGCCGAGAAGGAAAAGAGAAAGUACAGCAAAAUGAAUAACAACACGGACGUUCUUGUAAAUACCGGAAGUAGCAACACCUGCGGGGUUAGCGGGGUUAGAAGUGGAGGCAACAUUCGGGGGGCUGGGAGCAUGCGAGGCAGCAGCGUGAGAGGCAGUGGUGGCAUGAGGGGAAGCGGCAUGAGAGGAAGCGACGUGAGAGGUAGCAGCAUCAGAAGUAGCAGCAUCCGAAGUAGUAGCAUCCGAAGCAACAGCGUUAGAAGUAGCAGCCUCAGAAGCAACAACGGAAGGAUUGGUGCAGUCAAAAACGGAAACAGUGCCAACCACAAAGGUAAUAACAACAGUGAGUACUACCCCAGUUACAACUACAGAUAUGCAUAUGAGGAUGGGAGACAGAGGGACCUGCUCAUUGGAGAGGAAAAUGCAAACGUGAAAAAGCAAUACAAUAAUGUUAUUAACGAAUUUGACCACAUCGAAAUUGUGAAUAACAUGUCCGAUGAUGAGAAGAACGAGCAAAUAGAAGAGCAAAUAAAGGAACUGGAAGAAUUGGACAUUUUGGAAAGGCGCAGGGAUGGGCGGCUACAUGAGGGUGUCUUGCAAGCGGUGAAGAAGGACGAGGAGAAGUUUAAAAAAAUCGAAAGAGCAGAGGCAGCCGCGGCAGGGGGAGCGGUAACAGCAGCGGCAGCAGUAGGAGGAGCAGCCGCGGAAAGAAUACGCCUAACCAAUCGUGACAGCGACUGCUACGACCAGUACGCCCAACACAACCGCCUCAAACAUGCGCAUGGCAAUCACCACCACGUGAGUCGAAACCCCAGCAAAGACCGAAGCGAAGUAAUGACCGAGUUAAGCAGAGCGCAUUUGUGCAAAGCCAAGUUGGAAAGUGCCAAUGGGGAGGAAUCCAAACGGUUUAUCGACGCCAGGGCGUUCAAAAUGGCCUACGUCUGUAAUAGCGGGGGGAACAGCGGCGGGAACAGCGGCGGGGGUAUGAACGACGCGGGUAACAACGACGAGGGGAAUAACGACGAGGGGAAUAACGACAGCUGUAACGACCCACACUCUAGAAACACCUACAACGCAGGAACGAACGGAAUGACCAACGGUUCGGUCAACGGAUUGACGAACGACGCGGCCAACGGUGCCACCAACGACACAGUCGACCACACGCCCAGCGAUGUGGCCAACGUCAAGGGAGGAAGGCUGCUGAGGAAUCUGCACAAGAACAACCUUCUUGGUGACCACAGAGAAGGGGUUAACAGGUUGCCUAAGAAAUACGCCGCCGAAAUGUGUGGGCCAAAUAACUUGGUGGUCCAUCGAAAGAGGAGGAGAAAAAAUUUGGAUGACAGCAGCAGGUAUGUAGAAAAUGAAGGCAUUAACGGGAUGAUCACGAGAGGUGCAGACGACGGGCACGUCUUCACCAACCUCAAAUCUGAGAGCACUCACGUAGGAGUGACCAGCACCUCCCCCCUUAACGACACUGCGAGUGCUGAGGCGAAGCACAUGAGCAACGGUUAUGGCAUAUCUCGUAAUGACUGCAACGGGGAAGUUAUGCAGGAUGAGGGUGGCAACCAGGAGCAAGGCUCUACAAACACAUUCGGCGUUAGAAAGUUUGAAAGAAUGAAUGACCACAGCAGCGGUGGGGGUGGACGUGCUGUCUACAUGGCGAGGAGUGGCUUCUCCGGGGUAGGUAACUUCACCGGGGUAGGUAACUUCGCGGAUGGCUCCCCUGCCAUGGCGGAUGGAAACGGAAAACCGGAGGAGGGAAACGCGAAAAACUGCGAAAGGUACAAUGCACAGAGUAACAACGAUUAUGAAAUUUUUAACGAAAAUGGGAGUGUCCAAAAUAAUAGCAGCAGAGGAACUCAGGGCGUGGUGGGUACCAACGCGGACGAGGCAGACGACGAGAGAAAUGGCUUGAAUAACUCCUCCCACCAAUCAAACAUCUGUGUAAAAACACGUGAAGGACCCCCAUUUGGUCACCCAAGAGGAGGCAUUAAAAUGAAGGGCCAUCGGCAUAAAAAAAAAGGAAGAGCUUUCCACAGACUGCAUUCUAAUAUGAACAUCAUAAAAGGAAUAAACAAAAAUAGCGAAUCGAAGUUUGGCCAUGCAGCAAAUGCUACCAUACCCCAUUCGCAAAACGGUGAGAAGAGAGACUUCCUCACAAAUGAGCACAAUUUGGAUCAUGUAGUUCAUGAGAAGGUCAGGAGCUCGCCGGGGUCUCACUUCCAUGGGCACAGCAAUGCGAAGGAGGAUUAUGCGGACAGCAACGACAAUGAGUACAUGAACAACGAGAGCGCCUCGCAUGGCUACGCGGCUCGGUUCAACGAGGACUUCUCCGACGCGGAGGACGACGGUGAGCAGAAGAAGCGGAAAAAGCGAGUCACCGAGGAGGGCUCCAAGGAGAGCAGCAAAAUCAACGUGGGGGACAACUACCAAGUGCCCAAGCUGCCCAACUUCUUCCUCUGCCGCUCGGAACUAAUGUACAGAAAUUACGAAGCGGCGGAGGAAACAAAUAACGACCAAGUUUGCCUGACUUGUUCAGGUCUUCCCUGCCAUUGCCGCGUAGGAGAAGCGACGUUAGUAUAUUCACCAUUAAUGUUGGAAAGGGUACGAGAGAAAUGUAUGAAAAAUAGGGGCUACCACAAAUGCGUAAAAAACGAAAUUGAGUUAUCUGCAUAUGUACAAGAGUGUGCAAAAAGCUGGAAGUCAAAUAUAGACGAAUGGGUCCCCUUCUCACCUGAAUAUGCAUAUAAAUUAUUGCAUUAUGCAAAUUAUGACCCUCAUAAAGCUAUUAGCAUUAUGAAGUCCUCGGAGUUUUCCUUCCGAAAAAUUAUGGACCCUCCCACGAGGAAGUAUCAGAACAAAUGGAAGCCAAAGGAUAAGAGGGAGCAUAUUUCCAAGAACCCCUUCCCCUCUCCCCUAACCAUACGGACGUACCUUUCUAAGAGGCACCACAUCAGUGGCUAUCACCUGAGGUGA
Molecule: messenger RNA, 4137 nt
Organism: Plasmodium vivax (malaria parasite P. vivax)
Lineage: Eukaryota; Apicomplexa; Aconoidasida; Haemosporida; Plasmodiidae
Exons: 2
Coding region: 1-4137 (1378 amino acids)
Source: RefSeq, a predicted model, not a curated record